AUGGAGAAACGCCCUCCAGACCCCCCUGAUCCUCCGGAUAGGGUCUCUUCUCCGGUGGAAUCAAUGGAUUUAUCCACCCCACUGUUGCCCCAACCUGGUGUCAAGCGCAGACUUGAUACUGUCAAUGAAUCUUUAGUGGAACCUUCCAAAAAACCAAUGACUGAUGUCCGGUCAUCUGUUGAUGACGUCAACCCAGGAUUUUACUCUCAUCCAUCUCUCACUGGCUCUCCCAAGUCAUACCUUGUCAAUGACAAGGGCCCUUUUUUUAGUCCAUGUUUCUUGCCCUGA
This is a messenger RNA of Pieris macdunnoughi, 288 nucleotides long. Lineage: Eukaryota; Metazoa; Arthropoda; Insecta; Lepidoptera; Pieridae. The record is from the annotation of a GenBank genome assembly.